This is a messenger RNA of Symbiodinium natans, 1824 nucleotides long. NCBI's taxonomy places the organism in Eukaryota, Dinophyceae, Suessiales, Symbiodiniaceae. The record is from the annotation of a GenBank genome assembly.
AUGCACCUCACAAAACAUCGGCGCUGGGGGGUCCUCCACGUGGGCCGCAGCCUACUCCAGGAGGCGGGCGUGGGGACUACAAGCGCUCGCAGCACCUGGGGCAGCGCUUGGGCCUUGCUGGCCGACGGGCUGCCUGCCUACUCACGCAGGCCUUGGGAGGUGGUGGGGUUGCAGCAGAGCCUAAUCACGAACAACAUCUCCAGCGUCGGCGCCGUGUGGGCGGCCGCCGUGACAAGCUCACUCGCUGGUGGUGCAGUGAUGACCUUUUCCAAAGCCUUGAGGCUCGUUGCAGCCGUGAUCAUGAUCAUGAUUCCUGGCAACCUUCCUUUGCCGCUGCUGGGCGGGCGCGGUUCCCUACCGCUGAUGAGGCGGCCUACCCGCCACUGCUUUGUGAACGGAUUGCCUCGCUUCUGGCAGAGACCUACCCAACUUUGCAUUUGCAGAACAACACGUAGUGGCACGCAGGUUUACCUGGACAAGCAGCCUCGCUUUGCUCGACCAUUGGUUGCCAUGUAUUGCGCUUACGAUGUUUGGGCUGUGCCUUUGCAGGACGCUCCGUUGGACGCGCUGCUCCAGAUGUACCCAAAGGGCGCUCGCAUCAUUCGUCGCAAACUGGUCCAAUUGGGGUUGGUGCGGGUUUGCGUAGUUUCAGGAUAUCAUGCCUUGAGAUCGCAGUUGCAUAAGCUGGAUGCUUUUGAAGUGGUCACUUGUGGGAGUCCUGAGAACACGUGUCGUGGUCAUGAGACGAUUGAGAAAGAUGAGGAUCAAUUCAACGUGGUUGGCUUGAUACAUAGCAACUCUGCGAUUUGCGCGGAUCGAGCUGAGCUUCUUAUGGUGGCCAUUCCCAAGGAACCCGACGACUUCGUCAGAGAUGCAGUGAAGGCCGGACACCCGCGAAACUUGCUGGCGGAGAGUCGGAAAGGCGUAGCUAAGGAAGUGGCAAAGAAUAUCGUCAUGUCAAAAGAUGAAAGAGACAAAGUUGCUAAGCCGUGCUUGGAGCGUUGGGCUGCGACCAAGAAGGCAACUGAGCGCGCAGGGCAGGAGCUCAUGAGCAAGGCGCCUGAGUACAUUCAGCGAGCUUCCAAUGGCAAAAACGUCUUGUUAUGGAAGGCAAUAUUGGAGGAAUGUGAUUUUCCGGACGAGGAUUUGUGGCAGGCUCUCCACCAAGGUUUUCGUAUCACGGGUUGGAUGCCUGAUACUGGGCUCUUCGUCAAGAAUGUCAGACCUCCAGUAAUGUCAAUCGAUGAGCUUUUGUCGCAAUCCAGGUACAGGACGCCAGCCACGUUGAGGAGCAUCGAAAAUGCAGAAGCUGACGAAGCAGCUUUUGGCGCCUGGAAGGAGACGCUUUCGGAACUGGAGGCGGGAUGGCUCUUCAUCGAUGAAAACCCAAAUCCUGUGGAAAUCAUCGUGGCAAGGAGAUUUGGCCUGCAGCAAAAGAACAAACUUCGGGUGAUAGAUGAUGGAAAGAUGUGCGGCCUGAACCUGACCUGCGGUCUUCCUGAACGAUUCACCCUUCAUGGAGUCGAUGUCAUAGCGGGGGCAUUGCUGGAGGCCUUGGCGUUGGCUGAGGACGGCGGAGUGGCGCUGCGUGGCAUAACUUAUGACCUGGUUUCGGCGUACAAGUUCUACCCACUUCAUCCGGACGAUUGUGCAAAGGUUGCGAAUAGCUGUGAAGGACGUGGAGUCGGGAGGAGUCGCCGUUUAUGGCUCCAACGUCUUGGUGUUCGGUGCCACUGGCUCAGUGGCGGGCUUCCUACGCAUCUCUGCUGCGAUUUGGAAGGCCGGUCAUGCUGGGGGAGCCGUACCUUGGACGGCUUACUUUGA